Messenger RNA from Gregarina niphandrodes, 402 nucleotides. RefSeq names its product histone H2A. Bases 1 to 402 code for a protein of 133 amino acids. The record is from RefSeq and is a predicted model, not a curated record. Lineage: Eukaryota; Apicomplexa; Conoidasida; Eugregarinorida; Gregarinidae. Gene Ontology annotation, cellular component: nucleosome. Gene Ontology annotation, molecular function: DNA binding; protein heterodimerization activity; structural constituent of chromatin. The transcript has 2 exons.
AUGAGCGGCAAGGCUCCUAUCCACCCCCCCAGUGGCUCUAAAUCCGGCGGUCAGUCGAUGACGGCUAAGGCCGGCCUGAUCUUUCCUUGUGCGCGUGUUCGAUCACACAUGAAAGAAGUCUGCUUCGGGCAGCGAAUUCGACCGGAAGCAGCGAUUUGCUUAGCGGGCGUGUUGGAGUAUCUUGUGGCUGAGCUUCUGGAGGUGAGUGGAGAAGAGGCAAAGCGUCAGAACCGACAACGAAUUACCCCGGCGCAUUUACUGGACACUAUUCGAAACGACGUGGACUUUAGUGAACUUGCCAAGAAUAUUACUCUUGCUCACACCGGCUCCAGUAUCCGGAGUUCGAACCCUCCUGAGACUGCCUCGCACGUAGUUGCACAGGAAACCAGACCAGACGAGUGA